AUGCUGGCAGUAAUCCUUGACCGUUGCCCUGGUGUGUUGUUCUACAUUGACGAUGUGGUCGUCUUUGGCAAGACUGUGGAAGAACACCUCUUGAACCUGAAAACAGCCCUGCAGAAGAUCAAGGAUGCAGGCUUGAAACUGAACAACAAAUGCGUCUUUGACGCUCCAGAGCUCGCAUUUCUAGGGCACAAGGUCACUGCACGUGGUAUCUCGCCACUUCCUGAGAAGAUUGACUCCAUAGUUAACACUCCCGUGCCAACAGAUGUUGCUGCCCUCCAUGCACUUUCACGGCUACCAGCACCUACCUCAGAAGCAGAGCUUGCAGAGGAGGAAGAAAUUGUGUCGCUCGUUGAGCCAGCCUGUGUGGCAAAGGAGAAGUUCAGACAGGCCGUCCUUGACGAUGGGUGUCUAGAAACCGUCAAGUCCUUUGUGCUGAGUGCGUGGCCGCCACAAAAGUCCUUACCAGAAGAGGUGAAGCCGUUCUACCUUAUUAGAGAGGAACUUUCUGUUGUCGAUGACCUUCUACUGCGAGCAGAGCGCCUCGUGGUUCCGUCCUCUCUCACUGCCCAGUUCAUUUCCACCGCACAUGAGACACAUCCUGGUAUCACGCGCACAAAAGCGCGACUUCGUGAGCGGUUCUGGUGGCCACGAAUGGAUAAGGAGGUAGAAACAGCAGUGGAAAAGUGCCACAUCUGCCUCGAGGCCGAUAAAUCUGCCAAGACAUCACCAGCGCCACUGCAACCUGUUGAAUGGCCUGAACGACCAUGGCAAAAGCUGGCCUUAGACAUUGUUGGCCCCUUGGAGCGCGCACCUCACAACAGCAGAUUUGCUAUAACGCUUGUUGAUUACCACUCCAAGUGGCCAGAGGUAUAUUUUUGCCGGUUCCAGAGGGGGACGAUUCCCACCAGUCGCAGCUACCUGUGCCGCAGUUUCCAGUUCCGGUGCCACAGCCUGCCGGGCUACAACCUGCCGUAUCGGAUCCGCCACCUGCUGGCGUACUGCAACCUGCCGUGCCGCAGUCCCCUGGCGUAA
Rhipicephalus sanguineus (brown dog tick) is the source of this 1032-nucleotide messenger RNA. RefSeq lists its product as uncharacterized. Bases 1 to 1032 code for a protein of 343 amino acids. Gene Ontology annotation, molecular function: nucleic acid binding. The record is from RefSeq and is a predicted model, not a curated record. The transcript has 3 exons. Lineage: Eukaryota; Metazoa; Arthropoda; Arachnida; Ixodida; Ixodidae.